Molecule: messenger RNA, 6234 nt
Organism: Acipenser ruthenus (sterlet)
Lineage: Eukaryota; Metazoa; Chordata; Actinopteri; Acipenseriformes; Acipenseridae
Product: spastin-like
Exons: 18
Coding region: 133-1977 (614 amino acids)
Cellular component (GO): microtubule cytoskeleton
Molecular function (GO): microtubule severing ATPase activity; ATP hydrolysis activity; ATP binding
Source: RefSeq, a predicted model, not a curated record
GCAAUCGCCUUUGGUCACCGAGUUACGCUGAUGCUUGCGCCGGUUACGCCCCUUUUGCUCAGCUGGCUGUCAGUGGUUAGUGAGGAGUGCGUGUGCGUAUAUGUGUUAUGGAGGCGACGGUGAGACAGGUGAAUGAGUUCUCCGGGCGGAAGAGGGAAAAAGAAGAAAGGCUCAGCCGGUACUACCAGCUCCUCGCCAGAAGUGGACGCCCCCGAUCAGGUGUCGCUGCAUAAGCGGAAUCUGUACUACUUUUCGUACCCGCUGCUGGCGGUGUUCGCCGUUUUCCGAGUCCUCGCCCUGCACUUGGGCAUUCUGUUCGCCUGGUUCUGCGAACGGUUGUCCCGGGUCAUGGCGGCUAAAAACAGGCCACUUGCAGCAGCGGCUGUUGGCAAAGAAUCCGAGGAUGACUGCGAGCUAGUUCGGAACUGCCAUAAGCAGGCUUUUGAGUACAUCUCUGUCGCCCUGAGGAUCGAUGAAAACGACAAAGGGCAUAAAGAACAAGCUGUUCAAUGGUACAAGAAAGGCAUUGCAGAACUGGAGAAGGGAAUUGCUGUACAAGUUACUGGACAAGGUGAGCAGUACGAACGAGCUAGAAGGCUGCAAGCUAAGAUGACCACCAAUUUGAUAAUGGCAAAGGAUCGUUUAGAACUUCUAGUUUUCUACAGGAAUAAAUUGUGGUGUGAGCAGAACAUUCUAUCUAAAACAGCAAAGCUGCGACCAGAUUCUGGUGUUUCUGAGCCUCAGAGUGACAUCUAUAAAGAGAGUAUAAACCAGCCCUACUAUAAUGGACACCUCCAUUCAGAAAGUGGAGCUGUUCCCAAAAAGAAGGAUCCUUUAACCCACUCCAGCCACUCACUCCCACGAUCAAAAAAUGUACUAAAAAAUACAUCUGCAGGACUUCCUAGUCAUCAUCGCUCGCCCAGCUACAGUGGCCCAUCCUCAAACACUUCCAGGUCACCAGCACAGCCUUUCAGUGCUAGCAAGGGCCCCGUAGCAAAAACAGUCAACAGACCAAACAACAAACCUCCAACUCCAACGGCUGUUCCUCGUAGAAAGAAGGAUUUGAAGAACUUAAAGAAUGUGGAUAGCAAGCUAGCCAACCUGAUCCUCAAUGAAAUCGUGGAUAGUGGAGCAUCUGUCAGAUUUGAUGACGUUGCAGGACAGGACCUUGCCAAGCAGGCACUUCAGGAAAUUGUGAUACUUCCUGCUCUUAGACCAGAAUUGUUUACAGGCCUCCGGGCUCCUGCUCGUGGAUUACUGCUCUUCGGUCCUCCAGGAAACGGAAAAACCAUGCUGGCCAAAGCUGUGGCCUUGGAAUCCAAUGCUACAUUUUUUAAUAUAAGUGCUGCCAGCUUGACUUCCAAAUAUGUGGGAGAAGGAGAAAAGCUAGUGAGAGCACUCUUUGCAGUAGCUAGGGAGCUUCAGCCCUCCAUUAUUUUCAUCGAUGAAAUCGAUAGCCUUUUGUGUGAGAGAAGAGAAGGUGAACACGAUGCAAGUCGACGAUUAAAAACUGAAUUUUUAAUAGAAUUCGACGGGGUUCAAUCUAUUGGAGAUGACAGGGUUUUGGUAAUGGGAGCAACUAAUAGACCUCAGGAACUGGAUGAGGCAGUACUUAGGCGGUUUGCAAAAAGGGUGUAUGUGGCUUUGCCAAGUGAAGAGACACGGUUGAAGCUAAUGAAAAACCUCCUUGGUAAACACGGAAACCCACUAAGCCAAAAGGAACUGGUACAAUUAGCCAGAAUGACAGAAGGUUAUUCAGGGAGCGACCUGACUGCAUUAGCAAAAGAUGCUGCUUUGGGUCCUAUUAGAGAACUCAAACCAGAACAAGUUAAGAGCAUGUCUGCUAAUGAGAUGAGAAAUAUAAAGUUCUGUGAUUUUGUGGAAUCCCUGAAGAAAAUAAAACACAGUGUCAGCCCGCAGACUUUGGAUGCUUUUGUCCGAUGGAAUAAGGAUUACGGAGACACCACAAUGAUCUGAAACUGCCCAGGUCUGGAGAAGCACGACAGACUUGCCAGGGAUAAAUGAGAGAGGGAGAAACUUUUCUGUCUGUCAGGUUUCCUAGAAUCGGACAUUCAAGGCUGCUGCUUCCGAAUCUUGUGCACUUAAUCCUGUGAAAAAUUGAAAUUUGCUUUAAAAAUGGUGCAUUAAAGACAUUAAUUAAUGUACUGCUUAAUCUGCCUUUUAAAGACUUGGAUCAGAAUAUGGCUGAUGAAACUGGUCUUUUAUAGACAAAGAAGUUCUCCAUAAAGAGGUAAACUUCCAAAAUGUGUGACAGCAAUGCCUUUACACCUCAAAAUCCAGGGUUCUGCCUUUGAGCACUUCUAUUACAGCUAAAAUAAAUAAAGGAAAACACAAGGUACGCUGUGACCCAACAUUACAAAUUGUCAUUUGUAUAUAGUGUAAACAUUCCAGUAAGUUAGUAUAGAAUCUGCAUGGCUAUAGGAACACCUGUGCCUUAAGCUAAAACAGAGGGGUUUUCCCCCCCGUUUCUGACUUUAAUCCGUAGAUAUUAAAAAGUUCAUCCUUAGCUUUCAGGUCUUAUUAGUUUGCUGUGCCAAACAUAUCAAGUGUCUUUGUAUGUGUGUGGGAUAGACAGGCAGGCAGACUGGCUGUUGCUGUUAAUAUUUAAGAAUAAAAAAAGAUUCAGGUUUUUUUGUAGUCCAACACACAAGAUGCUAAAUAUCUGUAUGUGAAUAUUUAAUGCUGCUUUACUGCAUUUCUUUUAUGCUGUGGGCAAGUAAUUGCCUGAUGGACUCUUGUGUGAUGAAGGUGAUGGCAGUAUGACAACUGCACUUCAGUCGGCAUUCUAAUUCUUAUUGAAGGGUUACAGCAGCAUUCAAAAACAGCAUCAUGUUGAAGUUGAACUAAUUUGCAGGAGGUGUCUCGAGUCUGAAGUAUUGGUAACCUUGGAUAUCCAGACUCCUUAAAUUGCAUUUUGUUUCAUUGUAUUAUGCAGCUGGUCUGUACUAAUGUGCCUGUCAUCCCACACAUCAAAGAUCUGAUAUAGUAAUGCAGGCUUUUAAGUGGAACAUUUAUUUUUCAACCACUUUCCUUUUUUUUUUUUUUUUUAAACUUUAAAACUUGUGCAUAGCCUUCUUACUCUGUGACAAAACUGUGCAGAAUUGAUGUGGUGAGGAGUCAGACCUUUUUAAUUAAUAAACCAGUGUAUUAUUUAUUAAUGCUGAUGCAUAACCUCCUUGUCUUUGUGUAGAGCUAUAAUAAAUACAAAUUGUAUGAGAAUUAUUAUUGAAAGUCAGAUCUAUUUAAUGAUGUGACUUGUUUGUCCUCGCAAAUGGCUGAGCCACUAAUUGAUUUGUACACUGUCAAAUGGCUGGGCCACUAAUUGGUUUGUUAGUCAAUUCUUUAGUGAACAAAAUAAUUCUUAAAACAUUGUACAAUAAGAGUUCAAUUAACUUGAAGAAAUGUGAUGCAGGUUUGACGUAGUCUUCUAAUACAUUUGUUGAAGCUCAAAAUAAAUUGCCUAAUUAUAUAUAGAAAAAGUAUUUCUUUUUUUUUUCUGAACAACAAUAUGACUAAUCAAGGAAAAUGCAGCAUGUUCUUUUUUUUAUCUUAUUUGAUUGCACUGUGAUUUUUAUCUCUUUCUUCCUAUUGCACAACGGGCUCGAGGUUGCAAUAAAUCCUGAUCAUUUACAAGGAUUAUACCAAUAUGCUUUAAAUGCUAAACUUUUUUUCUUUUUUUUUCCUAUUGGCACAAAGAGUUUUACAUACAGCACAGUAUUAUACAGAAUACAUUUCUCUGUGAAAGAAAUAUAAAUUAUGCAAUUGGGGAAGGGGAAUAUAAAUCUCACUAUCUUGGUGGCCAUAUAAUAAAAAAAAUAUAUCUUGGGUGUGGUUAAUAAUAAAGAAUUCUUGUUAGUAAGGACUGGCUGGAUUUGUUGGGUUUUUCUGGGUUUUUUUUUUUUUAAGCAGGCUGUUUCACCUUGGGAUCAUUCUAGGCAGUCUGGGUACAGCUGAAACUAUAUCUAUCUUAAUGUAAUUAUUAUCGCCUGCCCAUUUAAAUAGAAAUUAGAUAACUAAAUUAACCACUCAGCUAAAGCUCUUAAUGCUUUCUUAGCACAGACUAACUGCAAUGUUGUACCCAAGCAGCCGAAAGAACAAAUAUUUGUAUAAUGUUAGAGCUCUCUUUUAAAAUUGCUUUAAAACCAAGUUUAUUGUCUCAGUUUACAGUUUCUAUUGGGCAACAGGGUUGUAGCCCAAAAUGAAUUUUUUUUUUUUUUUUUUUUUUAAAUCUACACCGUACUGUUAUUAAAUAAGUUUGCAUGUCAUAGAUCAUGAUUACCUAAUGUAUUUUCCCUACUGAGCUACUAAAAAGGAUAUUUUGAAAACUGCUGAUUUUCAGUUGAACUAUGCAUUGUCAUUGAGCUGCCAUUCAAUAUGCUGUAGAUAUUACAUACAUUAGGAAUAGAAUUGAAAUCUUACUGCAGCAUAACCAUGGGUAGCCUUGCACAUUCAUAGCUGCAGUUCAGCUGAAUCUACACAAGGCAUUUUUAAAAUUACAUUAAUACAUUCCUGUUAAUACUCACUUGUCAUACCAGGGAUAUUGCUUGGGCAUUGUUAAAGGUAAAGCUUACGCCUGCAGCAGCUGUCUGGUUUAAAUAACCAACUUUGAAUGGGUAUCUGCUAUGAAAUUUGAGGUCAACCAUUUCUGUAUGGCGCCUGUUCCGAACCAGAGGCGUUGUAAGAUAUUUAAGACUUUCCUGGCAAAAAUUACAGUCCACUGGCACAAUUGAUAACAUAAAGAGGCAGAGUGUGCUUAUACAUGUCUAGUGGUUAACACAAGUCCGGUCAUACCCUGAAGUAUAGCAAGUACAAGUGGACUCCUGUUUUUCACUACAUAUGAAUACAUGGCUUAUUUCCACUGUUCUUUUUUUAAGAUUGUUGAAACUGAAAUGACAAAGGUGUUGAAAGAUGUACAGGAUUUUUUACUGAGCCUAUUUCGAAUGAAACACUGGGUUGCAAUGUUAUUGUGAUGCAAAGUUUAAACAAAUUUAAAUAAUAAAUAUACCAGGAAUAUGAAUAUAGUCUGAUACACAACGUUCAUUUUAUAAUAAACAUGAGUUGUUAUGUAUAUAUGUAUAAUAUAAAAGCUUUAACGGUCUAACCUGUGUAUUUCCACCACUAUGACAUAUGACACAAAACUGUGCCUAAAAUGCAGAAUACUUGUUUCUUAAUGUCGGUGCUCUUUACUGAAUCAAGCAGUAGUUUAACCAUUUUAAAACAUAAAUAUUGUUGAAAAACCAGCAAAAUGUGUUAGUUGAAAAAAUGUUGCUCAAUAUGGCAUGUGCCUUUUGUCUUAUAACUAACAACAGAUCCAUCUGAAAAGUUACGAGCAGUGCAAAUUAAGCAUGGAAGCCUUUCUCUUAGAUCCAUUUGGAUUUUCAGGACUUUGGUACAUCAGUUCUUUACUUCAGACAGACUCCGUAAUGGCUCUGAAUAAAUGAAACAUUUACAUGCUGUCCAUUAACUAUCACAACAACCACCACCCUCGGUGUUACCACUGAUCAGAAACUGUUUCUGAUUCAGUAUUUAGUUUUACCAUUAAAUUAGUCCUAGCAGUGAUUUUUUUUCACCUAUAAAUUGUAAGAUACUUAAGUUUUCUCUAACAAUAUUUUAGAAAUUACCAUUUUGCUUCCAUUCUUUUUAUGUCUGAAUAGUGUUAGUUGUAUGAGAACAUAACCUCAAAAUGUCUUCAGGCACCCAGCUCUUAAAUUGUUGCUUUUGCCCUUACGUACUGUGUGUAAGUGCACUUUUUUGACUGCAAUUAUACAAUGAGCCAGAGCAAUAAAGUAUGACUAUCAUACAGAAUUAGUAAAUGAUGAAUUUCUAAAAAAGUUCAAACCUACCCCUCUUAUUUUUUUUUAUUAUUUUUUUCCCCCCUUCAAAAUGAAUUCUUUGGAAAGUUACUGGUCAAUAUAUUAUUCUUAAUCAAAAAUUCCAGUUCAGAUAAAUUUGGUCUUGUACACCAAUCUGGUUUAUGAUGUCUUCUGUUUUAAUGAUGGUGUAGAAUUUCAAAGUUGAGAAAGAUAGAUAAAUAAUGAAACAAAAAGGUUGCAUGGAUUUAGACUUUUGUAUCACCCUUAUUAAGAUGCUAAUUUGGGAUAACUUUCUUUUUUUAUAAAUGGGGAAAUCUUGCAUGGCUUGUGUACAAAGACUUAAAUGUGUUGGAUACUUUAUGCAUCUCUCUAAAAUAGAAAUAAACCUGUGUAAUUCCUA